AUUUGGCUCUCGAGCUCGGAUUCCCGUUGUAUCCCCCCCACCAGCUUCGAAGAUACUUGGAGCAAUGCUGCGCUUGGCAGUGGUGCUUCUAGGACUUAUGGUGGGCUUCGGCGCCGAGCUUUGCCUCGAUGAUGGUGUGGCAGAAAGUGAGCGAGCAUACAUCCAGGAUGAUUCCGGCAACAACAUUCUAAUCGGAGUCUUCGAAAUGGCUUGGGCAUCUUCCACCCUUCUUGCCGAGAUGACAGCAGUGAUGAUUCGUGAGGUGCUUGGCUUCCAUGCUCAUGUAGAUCCUACAGUGGGUGGGAAUGGAGCUUCUCCUGUCUUCGCUUUGGCAGGAUGUACCGACUUCAACGACAAAGUCAACCGGAAAUGUGGUACCCAAGAAACGACGAUUCAUGUCAGCGUGGACUCCUGGAUUGGAAGCUAUGCUUCUACCCAGAAUCAAUUUGCCAAGGAGUAUCCAAGAAUUGCCGCGGAGGACUUGGGGAGCAUGGGAUAUCUUGGCGAAGAAUCCAUGUAUGUGAGCCAGGCUAUUCUCAAUGCUGCCUACAGUGAAUCAGGUCUUGCUCUGGACUUCUACAAGAGUUACAACACUUCGCAUCAUGAUCCGAAGAAAUAUUUUGGUUCCAUCCACGAUGUGAACUUGUCAGAGUUGGCGCUCUGCAGUGAGACCGACCUGAGCGACCGGAGCCAAAUGUCGGACUAUGCCAAGUAUUCAGGCGACUAUGACGGGGUUGUCAGCCAACCAGAUGGUACAUUUGUCGCCAAGUGUACCAACGACCGCUGGUGGUAUGCCCCUGCAUGCCGUCACAACGGCUCCGCAUGUAUCCCUGUCUUCACGGCCGGGACCGGGUGGAAAGCACAGCCCAUGAUGCAAUGGUCAACGGCUUACGGAAUUCCAGCGGCUCUCGCAGUCUCUGGCUCGUGGUCCUUGUUCUUGAAGCAUGUGCGGACUUUCCAGUGUCUACACUACUGGUGGGUUCCAGAUUCCACUUUCAUCCAAAUGUUGCCAGAACAGCUGGUUUUUGCACGUCACAGUGCCAAUGAGUGGCUUGCUGGAGACAAGAAGACAGGAGGUGCAGGAAGCUAUGUGUCCAAGAUGGUCAGCAACAACUUGCAAUCCAAAGCCGGCCGGGUUCGAGAGUUCGUCUCCAACAUCAAUUUCGAGCUGCCCGAAGUGCAACAUCUUCUUUUGGAGUUUGAGCAGACCGGCUCAGCCUACAAUGUUUCCUGCAAGUGGAUAAAAAACAAUCGAGCCAGGUGGUCAGCCUGGAAACCAAAGCUGACCAGCUGCUAUGAAGGCUUCGGCUUGGUUGACGCCUCCGGAGCUUUUGUCCCCAACAGGACACUGGCCGUUGGAUGCGGCCUGUGCCAGGCAGGAACUGCAUCUGAGGAGCUCAUUGAUGAUGAGGGACGGACUUUCCAAUGCAAACAAUGUCCCCCUGGCUACAGCCAAUCGAACACUUACUCCACCCAAUGUGAGCCGUGUCCGAAGGGCACUUCAGCCAGCAUGUUUGGAAGCAUAGCAUGCACUCCCUGCGAUGAAGGAGCGUAUCAACCGGAUACCGCUCAGACCUCAUGUAUCCCUUGUGCUGCUUCCCGAACAACCCUUCUCUUGGGUGCAUCAUCUUUGGCAGAUUGCGUGUGCCAGGCAGGGAAAAUCGAGCAGCUCUCCAUUUGUGAGGAUUGCAGUGAGGAAAGCAUGCAUUGCCCCAAGGGUAGCACCAUUGCGAAGCUUGUAGCAGCGCCGGGUACAACCGACACGAGGGGCCCUUUUGUCAAGAAAGGCUUCUUUAGCAAUCCACUAGUACCUCUUGACACUUACAAAUGUACCGCGGAGCUCUUUUGCCCCGGUGGCUCCCCCGGUCAAUGCUUCGGGGAUCGUGAAGGUUUGACUUGUGGCGACUGCGCUGAUGGACAUUACUGGGCUUCCGACCAAUGUGAGCCCUGUGGAGCAGUGUCAGUUGCAUGGGCCCUCUUGGUGACUAUGCUUGUGCUUGGAGUCUGUGGCUCUUAUUAUAUGCUAACAUCCAGCUAUACGGCCAAGGCCAGUGUGAUGAUGUCCACCACAGCAGCCUUGGGAAUGCUAGUGGCCUUAUUCCAGAACUUGGGUGUCUUGAACACAGUUGCUGUUCCAUGGCCAGCUGAAUUGGAAGCAAUCCUGAACUUUGCCUCAGUCUUUACCUUCAACCUUGAUGCUCUUGGCUUUAGUUGUGCUGCUGGAGGCAAUGUCGCCCGGUACGUCAGCACGGCCUCGUUCUUUUGGAUUGUGGUUCUUGCGUUGCCCCUUGUUGGUUUGCUUACGAACUUCAUUCCAAUUCUGAAGCGCCGCAAGCUUGCGUGGGAGCAGAACAAAACAAUCAGCACCACGGGACAGUUCUUGCAGGUCGGGUUCACGACCAUGUGCAAUGUCGGCCUGAUGCCGUUCAUGUGCUACAGGCAUCCUACUGGUCAAGCGAGUAUCUUGAAGUACCCGAAUGUAUUCUGUGGCACAGAUGAGCACGCUCUUUGGUGUGAGACAGCAAGGUUUUGAAGCUACAGUUUUGGAUGACCGGUCCCAACCCAUCCCAUCAUCCUCCAACAUCGUUCAUUUGCACAUGAUGACCAAGGUGAUCAUGCGGGUCUUUGGGGUGUUGGUGCUUGUUUUGGCCUUCACCUUCUUCACAGCGGCUUGCUACGCUGCAUAUCAAGCGCCAAAAUGGUCAGGCAAACCAAGGCCCAAGGGUUCCACCUGCGACCGCCGCUUUGUAUUGUUUUUGAGGAAGAGUUCAGCCCAAAGUGUGAAUCCCAAUCUUGUCA
Messenger RNA from Durusdinium trenchii, 2799 nucleotides. NCBI's taxonomy places the organism in Eukaryota, Dinophyceae, Suessiales, Symbiodiniaceae. The record is from the annotation of a GenBank genome assembly.